AUGAGUCGCUCACGCUCGCCAACGGAUCGUCGUAGUCCGUCUCCGCGUUCUGCCUCGCCCCAGGAGGCGGUCGAUGUACCCGCCAAGCGCAAGAGGUUCGUCUGUCGUCCCAUCCUCGCUCGCUCGGCAACUGACCCGUGACUUGGACACUCUGUUUGCCACCCUUCUCGUAGGACCGACGCCUCUCGAUCACCUUCCCCGCCCUCUCACCGACGAAGACCACGAGAUGCAUCGCCCCCGGCUCUCGACGCGCUGGCCUCGACGGUCGAGAUGCCCCAGAUUCACGACCGCGACCCCGUACGACGACGAGAACGCGAGCGACAGAUCGCCCUCGACCUCGCCAACGCCGAACUCAGAGCUGCGACAGAACACGCCGUCGUGCGCCGAGUCGACCCCGUACAAGAGAUGAAGCAGAUGGCCUCGACCAAGGGCGGCGGAGCCUACAUCCCGCCGCACCGACUGAGGGCCAUGCUCGCCCAACAAGCCGACAAGGACCCCUCUUCGGCCGAGUACCAACGACUCACCUGGGAGGCACUGCGAAAGUCCCUCAACGGUCUCAUCAACAAGGUCACUGCCUCCAACAUCAAGCUCAUCGUACCGACGGUCAGUUGCCGCUCUCCGUCGCCCCUCUUCCGCGCGCGAUGUCACGCGAUCCCUUCCCCUCUUGUGGGCGAGAUCCCACUCGAGCAGACCCUGAUCUAUGUUCCUUUGACGUUGACCAGAUCUUUGGCGAGAACCUGAUACGUGGUCGCGGUCUGUUCGCGCGUUCCAUCAUGCGCGCCCAGGCGUCGUCCUUGCCCUUCACCCCCGUCUUUGCCUCGCUCGUCUCCGUCAUCAACAGCAAGCUGCCCCAGGUCGGCGAACUGCUGGUGCACCGACUGAUCCAUCAGUUCAAGCGCAGUCUCAAGCGUAAUGACAAGGUCGGUCUCCGGAAGCAAGACUGAGGGUCCGCACCCCUUGUGACGCACCCAAGCUGACCUCCCUCCCGUGCUCUCUCUCUCUCUCUCUCUCUCUCUCUCUCCCUCCUAGGCGACCCUCGUCGCGACGACCAUGUUCAUCGCCCAUCUUGUCAACCACUCGGUCGUAUGGGAGGCAUUGGCCCUCGAAAUGUUCUUCACCUUGCUCACGGACCCGACCGACGACUCGGUUGAGAUCGCCGUCACCUUCAUGCGCGAGGUCGGCGCGACCCUCAGCGACUCGUCGGCCCGCGCGACGAACCAGAUCUUUGACGAGUUUCGCAAGAUCCUAAACGAGAGCAGCAUCUCGAAGCGCGUGCAGUACAUGGUCGAGGUCCUAUUCCAGGUCCGUCGCGACAAGUUCGAGCAACAUCCCAAAAUUGACGAAGGGCUCGAUCUGGUCGAGGAGGACGAUCUCAUCGUGCACAACAUCGAACUCGACGACGCCGACAUCAAGGUCCACGAGAUGCUGAACGUGUUCAAGUUUGAUCCCAACUAUGAGGAGAAUGAGGCCAUGUAUUCCGAAAUGAAGCGCGAUAUUCUGGGUGAUUCGGAGGACGAGGACGAAUCGGCCGAGGACGGCGAUACCGAAGACAGCGACGAGGAGGACAACGAAAGCGAGCCCGACGAUGGGAUCAAGGCCGAUGGAACGGUCGACGUGCAUGAUCAGACCGGCGCCAAUCUCGUCAACUUGCGCCGCACGAUUUACCUCACGAUCAUGUCCGCGCUCGACUUUGAGGAAGCCGUGCACAAGCUGUUGAGGAUCCACCUACCCGAUCACCAGGCCGGCGAGAUGUGCAACAUGAUCAUCGAAUGCUGCUCGCAGGAACGCACCUACAGCAAGUUUUACGGCUUGAUGGGCGAGCGCUUCGCCAAGCUGAAUCGCAUGUGGACCGAUGCGUACGAGCAAUGCUUUCAGACCUACUACGAGACGAUCCAUCGCUACGAGACGAACCGACUGCGCAACAUUGCGCGCUUCUUUGGGCAUCUGCUGGCGACGGAUGCGAUCGCGUGGUCCGUCUUGGAACACAUCAGGAUGAACGAGGACGAUACGACAAGUUCGUCGCGUAUCUUUGUCAAGAUCAUGUUCCAGGAGGUGACGGAAGGGAUGGGAUUGAAGAAGCUGAAGGAGCGUCUAGCCGAGGAAUCGAUGCAACCUUACCUCACGCACAUCUUUCCCAUCGACAACCCCAAAAACACGCGUUUCUCGAUCAACUUUUUCACUUCGAUCGGCUUGGGUGCCAUCACCGAAGAGAUGCGCGAGCACCUCAAGCGAGCGCCGCAGAUCAUGCUCGAGCAGCGUCGCGCGAUGGAGGCCGAAGACUCGUCCGACUCGGACACGACCUCUUCGUCCGAAUCGUCCCUCUCCUCCUCUUCUCUGUCCUCGUCUUCAUACGACUCGCGUCGUCGCGGUGGAGCCAGGAAAGGUCGUUCAAGAUCCCGAUCCUACUCUUCGAGGUCCCGUUCUCCUUCCCGUUCCCCCGUUCGUCGGGACGGCAAGAGCGCGAACGUACCUCGACGUCGAUCCCCUUCCUUUUCUCGUUCCCGUUCUCGUUCCCGUACACGUUCGGUGACCCCUCUCCCUCGUCGUCGAUACGAUUCGAGGUCGCCCCCUCCCCAUUCACGCUACCGCGAUGACUCGCGAUCACCGCCUCGUCGACGAGGAUCGCCACCACCGCUGCGUCGAGGAAGGGACGAUUCCCGAUCGCCUCCCCCGACAAAGAGGCGAUCCCCUUCGCCUGGCCGAAGCAAGGAUGGUGGAGCAGUAGGUGGUGGUGGUGGGGGAUCGUUCAUACAUCCUUCUCGCUUGGCAUUGCAACAAGGUGGUGGAGGAGGAGGAGGACAGGGAGGACCUCGAGGUGGUGGAAACGAUCGUUAUGGCAAUGGGCCACCUCGAACAGGCUACCAAAAUCGUGAAACAGGGUUGGGCUACGAUAGGGGAAAUGCACGAGGGUUCAAUAAUGCCCCACCGAGGGAUAAUGGCUAUGGAAAUCGAGGAGGCGGCGGUGGUGGAGCUCGCUAG
Microbotryum saponariae is the source of this 2979-nucleotide messenger RNA. The record is from the annotation of a GenBank genome assembly. Lineage: Eukaryota; Fungi; Basidiomycota; Microbotryomycetes; Microbotryales; Microbotryaceae.